Pelobates fuscus (common spadefoot toad) is the source of this 3442-nucleotide messenger RNA. RefSeq names its product collapsin response mediator protein 1 (gene CRMP1). Gene Ontology annotation, cellular component: cytoplasm. Gene Ontology annotation, molecular function: hydrolase activity, acting on carbon-nitrogen (but not peptide) bonds. The transcript has 14 exons. Bases 365 to 2413 code for a protein of 682 amino acids. Lineage: Eukaryota; Metazoa; Chordata; Amphibia; Anura; Pelobatidae. The record is from RefSeq and is a predicted model, not a curated record.
GGGAGGUGAGAUGAUUGCCACAGAGGUUUGUCUCCUAGAGGUGUCCUCCUAGAGCAAGGCUAGUGCCUUCAGUGACUGGCUCCUUGCUUGUGUCUGUCCCCAUGCCUGAGAAAGCAUCGUCCUAUUGACCCAGAGCCAGGCAGCAUUGAGCUCCAUGUACAGGGCAGGCUUGUCCUCCUUCACCUCCCUCCAGCCUCCAGUCUCCAGCCUCCCCCGUUUCUUGGUGACUGCAGAUUCUCAUUACUGAAACGUUGUUGCAACAAUAGGCUCAGCUCUGCCUCGCUUCCUCCCAGAUCCGCCGCACUGCUGCAGUUUUAUAUGAUCUGCACAGCCACCCAUUAAGGAGAUUUAGGGAGUGCACAGCAUGGCAGCGGAGAGGAAAAGGAACUGGAAUAAAGAAGAUGACCUCCCAGUGUAUCUGGCCAGACCCGGGACCACCGCUCAGACCCCCAGGGUGAAGUAUGGGGGCAUGUUUGCCAAUGUGGAAGGGGCAUAUGAGAACAAGACCAUUGAUUUUGAUGCCUACAGUGUGGGCAAGAAGGGGACUCGCACACCCAGGAGCAGCAGCAGACCAGACAUGGAUGGGGAUAAUUUCAGUGAGACUGCGAGUGAUGUGAGUGAGAUAUCAGGCUCAGUCAUGAGCUCUCCUGGGGACAGGGAUGACAGGACCCCCGCAAUUGAGAUCAAAUACUCCGGUGGGAAGGAGCUGCUGCAAGGCCAGGACAAUGGCAAGAGUGACCGACUUCUUAUUAAAGGAGGGAGGAUAAUAAAUGAUGACCAGUCUUUCUAUGCAGAUGUUUACCUCGAAGAUGGCCUUAUUAAACAAAUCGGAGAGAAUUUGAUUGUUCCGGGUGGCGUAAAAACGAUUGAAGCAAAUGGACGCAUGGUUAUUCCGGGAGGGAUUGAUGUAAAUACAUAUCUUCAGAAGCCCUACUUGGGCAUGACAACUAUAGAUGACUUUUACCAGGGCACAAAAGCGGCCAUAGCAGGAGGCACCACUAUGAUCAUUGACCAUGUUGUCCCUGAUCCUGGGUCAAAUAUUUUGACAUCUUUUGAAAAGUGGCACGAGGUAGCGGAUACCAAAUCCUGCUGUGACUACUCCCUCCAUGUGGAUAUCACUAACUGGUAUGACGGAAUCCGAGAGGAACUGGACAUUCUCAUCCAAGACAAAGGUGUCAAUUCUUUCCUGGUGUACAUGGCCUACAAAGAUUCAUACCAAAUGUCAGACAGCCAGUUGUACGAAAUUUUCACAUUCCUCAAAGAACUCGGUGCUGUUAUCCUGGUCCAUGCAGAAAAUGGGGACUUAAUAGCUCAGGAACAAAAACGAAUCUUAGAAAUGGGGAUAACUGGACCCGAGGGACAUGCUCUUAGCAGACCUGAAGAGCUUGAAGCCGAAGCUGUUUUCCGAGCCAUAGCUAUAGCAAGUCGUGUUAAUUGUCCAGUGUACAUAACCAAAGUCAUGAGCAAGAGUUCUGCUGAUGUCAUUGCACAAGCCAGAAAAAAAGGAGCUUUAGUAUUUGGAGAACCAAUUACUGCAAGUUUAGGGACAGACGGAACCCACUACUGGAGUAAGAACUGGGCCAAAGCUGCAGCGUUCAUCACGUCUCCACCUCUCAGUCCGGAUCCUACCACUCCAGAUUACCUGAACUUGCUACUCGCUUGUGGGGACUUGCAGGUAACAGGAAGUGGGCACUGUUCAUACAGCACAGCCCAAAAAGCUAUCGGAAAGGACAACUUUACUCUCAUCCCAGAAGGAGUCAAUGGAAUUGAAGAAAGAAUGACAAUUGUUUGGGACAAAGCUGUGGCCACGGGUAAAAUGGAUGAGAACCAGUUUGUAGCAGUCACCAGUACAAAUGCUGCCAAAAUAUUCAACCUUUAUCCACGAAAAGGAAGAAUUGCUGUGGGCUCCGAUGCUGAUGUGGUUAUCUGGGAUCCUGAUAAGGUUAAAACAGUUUCAGCCAAGAGUCACAAAUCAGCCGUGGAAUACAACAUCUUUGAAGGCAUGGAGUUUCACGGGGCUCCACUAGUUGUCAUUAGUCAAGGAAAGAUUGUGUUUGAAGAUGGAAACUUUCAUGUGAACCAAGGCAUGGGACGAUUCAUACCUCGGAAACCUUUCCCAGAAUACAUUUACCAGCGUAUCAAAACGAGGAACAAGGUGACAGCAUUGGAACCAGUAUCCCGAGGGCUGUAUGAUGGACCAGUGUAUGAACUUCCAGCGGCUCCAAAGUAUGUAACUCCUGCUCCAUCCGCGAAGUCAUCACCAUCCAAGGUCCAGUCUGCUCCGAUCAGGAACCUACACCAGUCAAACUUCAGUUUAUCAGGUGCCCAAGUUGAUGACACCAACCCUCGCCGCACAGGACAUCGUAUUGUUGCACCACCUGGAGGUCGUUCCAACAUCACAAGUCUUGGUUGAUCAAACCAAAUGAAAAAAAAAAGAAUGAAAAGAGAGUGAGAAAACGUGAGAAGGAGAAUCACUGGAACAAUGUUCCAUUUUUUUGUCAGUGUUAUUGCGACCACAAUUGUUUUCGUACUUAUGACAAAUGGUCUGUUUUGUAUAGAAAGAGGUGGCUAGUGCGGUGACAUGCUUGGAACUAGUUGCCUCAUCCGUGUGCAUAGUCAUCAUACCACUCUGAGUACCAGACAAGUAAGAUACACACAAUGGGGUUAUGUGGGGCAACAAAGGGGCAAUGAUUUUUCAGAUGUAGAAAUAUUGGAAUGUAAUCUUUCAUCUGAUUGCUCCACGUUUGGUUAUUUGCCUUAGAAUUGCAUUUUAUACAUAACCCCUGCCUGUGUGGUUACACAGAACUUCUCAAAGUGGUAAAGCAUGGAGCUCCCAUCAUUGUUUUAGUGUAGGAAUGUCCUGUAGCCAAUGGCUGGUUCCUUUGCACCAUUUAGCUUUAUUGAGUAUGUAGGUAGUGCAUGGCUUACUGUUAUUUCUGAACAUUUUUUUUUGUGAGUGAGUUUCCAUAGAUGCUGAUGACCAGACACGAUGCCAAGAUCAGGAUAUGCCACCAAUACCUAUAAAUGUAAACAAUUUUCUGUAUACUGUAGAGUGCUAAAUGUAUCAUGUUUAAAUUAUUUUAGCCUUUGUAUUUUUUAGAACACUACAACUCACACAACCUUGAAAUAAAGCUACAAUAACGUCUCCUAUUUGUACAGUUUUUGCCUAUUUUACCACGUUUACAUUUUAACCGUAUGACAUGCAUAAAUAUCCUUUUACCCAUAUAAUAUAACGAUCAUGUUCACUUGAGGUUUUGAUACCGCCAAUCAAGGUUUGCAGCCUAAUUUUUACAGUUUUGUACAAAGUUUUUCUUUGUAAUCACAUGCAUUUUUACUUACAAUUAUGUAUGAAGUUCUAGAUGUGAUUCAAUUACUGAAUUAAGAGCCUGUGAAAUAAAUGACAUGGAAACAACAAAAACAUUUUGUAAUAGUGUCUCUUUUU